AUGGUGGUUGUAGUGGAGGCCUUCCUGCCUGAAAUACCAGAAGACUGCGAGACACUCUCUCCCGUCGCAUCCCCAAGAGCCCGCCACACUCCCUCCCGUCGCAUCCUCAAGAGGCCGCCUGAACAUGAUGUAGCCUCAAACAAACAUGAGACUGAUGAAUACACGAAAAUUUACGAGACAAACAAUCUGAAAGCAAGGCUGACUUAUGGUCUCUGCGGCGCCGCGGGUGAAGGCAGACCAUCUCAGCUUCAGGGAAUUGAAAGGGUCAAGCUUCCACAAGCACACUCGGCUAUCGCGCUUGAUUUGCUGCAAAUGGCUGCUGUGACACCGCUGAUCUUCCUCGGGACACUGGUCACUAUGGGAGGUGCAGCCGUGCCAUCUAGCGUGGCAAAAUUGUAUCUUUCUAGUGUCUGGGAGGAAAACUUGGCACGCGGGACGGGACAGGUAGUGCGUCGCUAUCUGGAAGGGUGCUACCUUGUCCUGGUGUCUCCCCGCCCUUCACCAAGCCUCAUCCUGUUGCUCAGCAUUCUAUCCGACGUGGGCAUGGCAACACUGAAUCUGGAACUGGAAACAUUGCAAGCUUCAGAGUUGCGCCACAAACACCGAAAUGGAGACAAGCACGCCACGAAAAGGGAAGGCUCCUGGGAGUGGCUGUGGGGAGUUGACAAAGGCACGUGUCGAGCACUGCUCCUGGACCACACAGCGGGCGACGCAGAGUCAGCUGGCUUGUUUCUGGCUUCCUCGGGACUGCCGCGCCAUCCACGGACUCAGGUUGUGGUGUUCGGAGACUCGGAAUACAUGAGCUCGAUCCUGAACCACUCUGCUCUCCGCAACUCCAGCCAGGUGUUUUAUAUUUCUCCCUCCACCCUGCCACCACUGUCAAGAACGAAACUAGGUAUACGAGGCACGGUGGACAUGUACCGUCGUUGUCUGUACUGUCACGCGGGGGAAGCCGACGUAAAACUUUUUCUCAGGUGGAAUAUACAAGAUGGUUUACCAAAGACUUCCGAUGUGUUUGAUGAGACGCCUCUGGACUUCAUGGGCCACAAAUUCAGGAUCGUAGCCAAGAACUACUUCCCUUACUUCAAGUACGAUAGGGUCACCGAGCUGCCCGGCACCCUGGUGACCCCCACAGAUUCCCUCGGCACGCGCAUCACAGAAACCUUGGCCAAGAAGCUCAAUUUCACGUUCGAGGUGCGGGAGCCUGAGGACAACCAGUGGGGGCUGCCUGCGGGCGGAGGCAACUGGACGGGCAUUGUGGGUGAGCUGCAGUACGAAAAGGCAGACUUUUGCAUGGACCUCACGCUGACGCCCCAGAGAGCUGAGGUGGUGCAGUAUUCAAGGGUGUUCAUCGAUGAGUCUGUUGUGAUGCUUUCUUCAAAACCUCGGCCGCUGCCUGAGUACUUGUCUCUGGUCAGGCCGCUUGAAGGGCACGUGUGGCUGGGUGUGGUGGUCAGCGUGAUGGUAUGGAGCGCCGGCCUGUGGGUGCUGCAGAAACUCCGCCACUGGAGGCUGGAAGGACGCACCGUGAGCUUUUCAUCGUCUGUGUUCUACGGGUGGGGCUUGCUGCUGGAGGACAUCCCCUACGACCCCCCCGCCAAUCCCACGGGACAGGUGAUGGUGAUGCUGUGGCUGAUCGUGUGCUUCGUGCUGUCCUCAGCCUACAGGUCGUCCCUCAUCUCUCACCUGGUGGUGCAGGGAAAGUCAGCGGUCAUCAACACCUUCGAGGACUUGGUGGAGCGAGGCGAGCGCGAUGGGUGGACGUGGGGUACGCCGAGGAUGACAGGGGCGCUCAAGACUGUCCUCAGUACCAGUCCGGAUGAAACUAUGCAGAUGGUGUACAGCAAGAUGACAGCGGUUCCUUUCGACGAUGGCAUACAGAAAGUGCUUGAGGGAGGCUUUUCCUUCAUAUACAGUUACUACUACAGCAGGACUCGAGUAGCUACAGAUUUCACGGAUGAGAAAGGCUACACCCCGAUUCAUAUCAGCACCACCAAGUACCCGCUCUUUGCUGGCAACGCUCGUGUUUUCCGUCCCGGCGCCCCGUUCUACAGCCGCAUCAGUAUGGCCACACAACACCUCAUAGAGAGCGGCCUGAUAACCUUCUGGAUGGACGACGUGAUCACCCUGUACGUGCGGGAGGAGAGGCGGAGUAAUGUGGAGGGAAACGUCGCGAAACAGCACACAUUAUUCACCUCGGGUGACGACGGCGAGGUGGUGCUGGGGCUGGAUCACCUACAGGUCACCUACUACAUGCUGUUCAUUGGUCACGUCACUGCCUUCCUCUCCUUCGUGGCCGAGUGUCUGUCGCGCGCCACUACACACUGACUCAGGCUGGCACCAUUUGUGGGGAUUACACUUGGUUUGUGGUGAUGUUGUUGGAUCAUCACAGUAGGGAAAAGAAAAUAUCUGACUGACUGACUGACUGACUGGCUGGCUGACUGACUGUAUGAAUCAAUAGGUAAAUAAUUAAAUAUUGACAAUAAUUCGAGAGUUUGAAGAUAUCCAGUUAAGAAGCCUUUU
This is a messenger RNA of Scylla paramamosain (green mud crab), 2523 nucleotides long. RefSeq lists its product as uncharacterized. NCBI's taxonomy places the organism in Eukaryota, Metazoa, Arthropoda, Malacostraca, Decapoda, Portunidae. Gene Ontology annotation, molecular function: ligand-gated monoatomic ion channel activity. The transcript has 14 exons. Gene Ontology annotation, cellular component: membrane. The record is from RefSeq and is a predicted model, not a curated record. The coding region runs from base 1 to 2328 and encodes 775 amino acids.